Messenger RNA from Gigantopelta aegis, 985 nucleotides. RefSeq lists its product as uncharacterized. The record is from RefSeq and is a predicted model, not a curated record. Gene Ontology annotation, biological process: establishment or maintenance of epithelial cell apical/basal polarity; heterophilic cell-cell adhesion. NCBI's taxonomy places the organism in Eukaryota, Metazoa, Mollusca, Gastropoda, Neomphalida, Peltospiridae. Gene Ontology annotation, molecular function: metalloendopeptidase activity; calcium ion binding; zinc ion binding. Gene Ontology annotation, cellular component: protein-containing complex; plasma membrane. Bases 55 to 939 code for a protein of 294 amino acids. The transcript has 6 exons.
UCUCCUUGGGUUUGGUGCGUGUGCGUGUGCGUGCAUGAUUUUUCAAAUAUAGGAAUGAGGAUUUCAGCAGAUUUAAUUAUUUACAAGGUUAUCCAUUUGAUGAGUGAAAUGGAUCAGGAUGACGGUAUACAACUUCCUGCAAUUGACCACAGCAUGGUGGGUGUAGAUUUCGGCCAACUGGAUGCUCAGAUUGAGAGUCUUGCAGGGGAUGACUUGGAUUCACUGCUGGAAGAGCUGAAAGGAUUUCAUGACAUGACUGAUGGUGAUAGCGAAUCGCCGGAGAUUGGAGGCCCAGUCCUUCGGGGCACUGAGUUUAGCCGCAAUGCUAAGCUCAGCAAGUACGAAACUGUGAUCAAGAAACUAGAAGCCAUACACGGUGUGACGCCCAGUGACGAGUCAGACGAAACGCAAGCGGGUUAUGAACGAGACACGGGUUUAGAUAUGUUAAAGAAACAAGAUGGGCCGAACGUCGUGGAGCUGACCAGGCGAGCUAAAUACUUAAAGGACAAACUCCACAAAGCUAUGAAUUACUGUGCAAACAAACCGUGCAAGAAUGGAGGAAAAUGCAUACCUGGAAAAACCGGUUACCGCUGUCAGUGCCCUACUGGUUAUCAGGGAACCCACUGUGAAACACGUCAGGUAUUCCGGAGAUGCGUAGAAAUACGUAAUAAGUAUCCACAAGCAGAGGAUGGAGAAUAUUGGAUGUACCCAGAGGCAUUCCAUGGCAAGAAAGUUCAAAUCUACUGUCACUUCAUGAAAACUAGACCCAGGGAGUAUGUGACGCUGAGAGUCAUCAAUCGAGGCAACUCUCCAAGAAUGAGUUUCAAGAACUGUAAGCUUCAUAUUAUUCGACUGGAGGACGACAACUCACAUAGGGGAUCGAUAUUCUUUACGAAAAUCGGCGUCUACAUGGCGGUACAUGGGCAGAUUUAUAAUUAACUUGAAUAUAAUAUUGCCCACUUGAAUAAUAUUUAUAUAAGUUCAG